AUGAAUAUUAAAUUAAAAUAUUUUUUAAUUAUAUUUUCAAUAUUAUAUCUAGUUAUAUGUGAUAAAAAAUGGAAACCUGGACAAAAAUAUAGAUAUGAUUGGCCAGAACCAUCAUAUACAAUGUUAGGAAGAUUUAAAAAAGCUGCUAUAACAACAGAUAAUGGACUUUGUUCAGAAAUUGGAAGAGAUAUACUUAUUAAAGGUGGAAAUGCAAUUGAUUCAAGUAUAGCAUCAUUAUUUUGUUUAGGAAUUACAAAUCCUCAAAGUAGUGGUCUUGGUGGUGGUUUUAUAAUGACUUUUUAUAAUAAAACAACAAAAACAUGUAAAGUAAUUGAUGCUAGAGAGACAGCUCCAGGUGCAUCUACAAGAGAUAUGUAUAAAGGUGAUGAAUGGCUUAGUAAAUAUGGUUAUAAAGCUAUUGCAACACCAGGAGAAAUUUAUGGAUAUUGGAUUAGUUUUACAAAAUAUGGUAGUGGAAAAAUAAGUUGGAAAGAAUUAAUAUUACCAUCAAUAGAUUUAGCUAGAAAUGGAUUUCCAGUAUCAGAGUAUCUUGGUGAUGUUCUUAAAGUUAAAGAAAAUCAUUUUAGAAAAUUACCAUCAAUGAAAAAUUGGAUAAAUAAUAGGACAAAUAAAGUUUAUGAACAUGGUGAUAUUAUUAAAAGACCAGAAUUAGCAAAUACUCUUGAAUUAAUAGCAAAUUCUAAUGAUCCUGUUCAUUUAUUUUAUAAAGGUAAAAUUGCUGAUAUUAUUGUUAAAGAAAUUCAACAAAAUGGUGGUAUUUUAACAAAAAAUGAUUUAUUAAAAUAUAAAGCUGUUGAGUAUGAUGUUCCAUUAAUUAAUGAACAUUUUAUUGAUGGUUUAGUACUUUGUGGACCACCACCACCAUCAUCAUUUACUGUUACACAACUUCUUGUAUCAAUUAUUGGAAAAUUAUAUGAAAAUAGUACAAAUAGAAAUCUUGAUUAUUUAUAUAAUAAUCCUAAAUUUUAUCAUGAUUUUAUUGAAGCAUCUAAAUUUGCCUAUGCUCAAAGAACAUUAUUAGGUGAUGUUGAUUUUGUACCAUCAUCUAAAUUUUUGGCAAGAAAUUUAACAACAAAAGAAUAUACUAAUUGGAUUGUAUCAAGAUUUAAAGAUUAUGCUCAAGAAUCUUCAUAUUAUGGUGGUAUAGCACAAAAACAAAAAGAAGAUCAUGGUACAUCACAUGUUUCAUGUAUGGAUAGUGAUGGUAAUGGUGUCUCAGCAACAUCAACAAUAAAUAGAUGGUUUGGAGCUGUUGAAGAAUCAAGUUUAGGAUUUUUAUAUAAUGAUGAAAUGGAUGAUUUUUCAACACCAGGAGAAGUUAAUGGAUUUGGUUUUGCUCCAUCAGAAACAAAUUUUAUUGAACCAGGUAAAAGACCAAUGAGUUCAAUGUCUCCAAUGGUAAUAUAUAAUAAAGUAACAGGUAAUCUUAAAAUGGUUAUUGGUGCAUCAGGUGGAUCUAAAAUUAUAUCAGCUAUGGCUAAACCAAUUGUAAGAAAUUUAAUAUUUGGUGAAUCAAUUAAACAAGCAAUUGAUGCACCAACACUUCAUAAUCAAUUUACUCCUGAUAUAACUCAAUAUGAAAAUCCUGUACCAGAAAAAUUAAGAAAAGAUUUAGAAGAGAUGUAUGGACAAAAAUUUAAACCAACACCAGGUUUUGAAGGUAUUGUUCAGGCAAUUGUUGUUGAAAAAGAUGGGUAUGUGUAUGCUAAUGGUGAUUAUCGUAGAAAAAGUAUGCAACAUCCGGAAGGUUUAUAA
Strongyloides ratti is the source of this 1776-nucleotide messenger RNA. Its product is annotated as Gamma-glutamyltranspeptidase family-containing protein. Lineage: Eukaryota; Metazoa; Nematoda; Chromadorea; Rhabditida; Strongyloididae. The record is from RefSeq and is a predicted model, not a curated record. Bases 1 to 1776 code for a protein of 591 amino acids. The transcript has a single exon. Gene Ontology annotation, molecular function: glutathione gamma-glutamate hydrolase. Gene Ontology annotation, cellular component: plasma membrane. Gene Ontology annotation, biological process: glutathione catabolic process.